UCUCAUAUAUAUAAAACAUUGUUCUCUUCCAUCUUUUUUCCUCUCUCUGAGAUUCAAAGUUUCUGUUUUCUUUUUUCUUUUGCUUAAAUCGGAGAGACACCCUCUCCUUUAAUUUAGCUUUGAUCCUUCUGGGUUCCUCGGGAAAAAGAACAAGUCCAUACAUUCUUCUUCAUACGAGGACGAGAUCUUCCUAACUUCUUUGAUCUUCUUCAAUAGGAAAUAAUUCUGAAUUGGUUGAAGAUGUUGGGAGAUUUCAUCAUCAGAUUCCUUGUAUUAAUAUUAGGGUACACAUACCCAGCUUUCGAAUGCUUUAAAACGGUGGAGAAGAACAAAGUUGAUAUCGAGGAACUCAGAUUCUGGUGCCAAUACUGGAUACUGUUGGCGCUAAUUUCGUCGUUCGAGAGGGUAGGCGAUAUAUUUAUCUCAUGGUUACCGUUAUAUGGAGAAAUGAAAGUGGUCUUCUUCGUAUAUCUGUGGUAUCCCAAAACGAAGGGAACGAGACAUGUGUAUGAGACGUUGUUGAAGCCAUACAUAGCUCAGCAUGAGACAGAAAUCGACAGAAAGAUUAUGGAGUUGCGAGCUAGAGCUUGGGACUUUUUCAUAUUCUACUUCCACAACUUUGCCCAGGCUGCUCAAUCCACCUUCAUCCAGGCUUUUCAAUAUGUACUCGCCCAAUCGCUCCGGUUCCCUGCCGCAGCCGCAGCUAACCAACCGCCGAACGUGAACGUUAAAACGCAGUCACCGGUGGAGACAGAGAGUGAACCGAACUCGCCGCCCGCGCCUAGAGCGUUGAACAAAUCACUAUCUGCGUUGCGAUCGCUAGAGAAGCAAACGAGCAGGGGGAGGAAGUGGCCACCACCGACACCACCACAAACACCAGGCCGAGAAGCAGCGGGAACGUUCAACGGAGAAGGAGUCGACAUUCCGGAUACAAUUCCAGGAUCACCCAUCACCGAUGCCCGAGCCAGGCUUCGCCGUUCUAACUCCAGGUCUCAGGCCGCAUCAUAGUAACGUACAUAAACGUGGAGAGCCUCUUCCAAUUUGUUAUAUAUAGUAUAGGCAAAGAAAAGUGAAAGUUUUGAAACCGUCUUAAGAACAAAACAGCUGAACUUUGUAUGUUCUUGUGGUUUUGUAAAUUUAAGCAGAAGUAUUAAUACAAAUAUUUGUGUGUCGGUUAACUAAA
Messenger RNA from Brassica napus (rape), 1183 nucleotides. RefSeq names its product HVA22-like protein j. The record is from RefSeq and is a predicted model, not a curated record. NCBI's taxonomy places the organism in Eukaryota, Viridiplantae, Streptophyta, Magnoliopsida, Brassicales, Brassicaceae. The transcript has 8 exons. The coding region runs from base 241 to 1008 and encodes 255 amino acids.